Molecule: messenger RNA, 2001 nt
Organism: Engraulis encrasicolus (European anchovy)
Lineage: Eukaryota; Metazoa; Chordata; Actinopteri; Clupeiformes; Engraulidae
Product: potassium voltage-gated channel subfamily B member 1-like
Exons: 2
Coding region: 1-2001 (666 amino acids)
Biological process (GO): potassium ion transmembrane transport
Cellular component (GO): voltage-gated potassium channel complex; membrane
Molecular function (GO): delayed rectifier potassium channel activity
Source: RefSeq, a predicted model, not a curated record
AUGUCGGUCCUGGCCAUCAUCUCCAUCUUGUUCAUCGUGCUGUCCACCAUCGCCUUGUCCCUCAACACCCUCCCGGAGCUCCAGGACCUGGACGAGUUUGGACAGCCCACAGACAACCCCGAGUUGGCCCACGUGGAGGCCGUCUGCAUCGCCUGGUUCACCAUGGAGUACCUCCUGCGCUUCAUGUCCUCUCCCAACAAGUGGAAGUUCUUCAAGGGCCCGCUGAACGUCAUCGACCUGCUGGCCAUCCUGCCGUACUACGUCACCAUCUUCCUCACUGAGUCCAACAAGAGCGUGCUGCAGUUCCAGAACGUGCGGCGCGUGGUGCAGAUCUUCCGCAUCAUGCGUAUCUUGCGUAUCCUCAAGCUGGCGCGCCACUCCACGGGGCUCCAGUCGCUCGGGUUCACCCUGAGGAGAAGCUACAACGAGCUGGGCCUGCUCAUCCUCUUCCUGGCCAUGGGCAUCAUGAUCUUCUCCAGCCUGGUCUUCUUCGCAGAGAAAGACGAGGAGGACACCAAGUUCAAGAGCAUCCCGGCCUCCUUCUGGUGGGCCACCAUUACCAUGACGACCGUAGGCUACGGCGACAUCUACCCCAAGACGUUGUUAGGGAAGAUCGUGGGUGGCCUGUGCUGCAUUGCUGGAGUGCUGGUGAUCGCCUUGCCCAUCCCCAUCAUCGUCAACAACUUCUCCGAGUUCUACAAGGAGCAGAAGCGCCAGGAGAAGGCCAUCAAGCGGCGCGAAGCCCUGGAGCGGGCCAAGAGGAACGGCAGCAUUGUGUCCAUGAACAUCAAGGAGAACUUUGCCCAGAGCAUGCAGCUCAUGGACGUGGUGGUCGACAAGACUGCCGCUGAGAAGCAGGAGAAAUCCCACGACCAGGACAACCACCUGUCGCCCGCCUCGCGCUGGAAGUGGACCCCAAAGCCAGCCACGUCCGAGACCACCUCCAACAAGUCGUUUGAUGCCAAGGAGACGACAAGGGACAACGAAUCUCCUGAGAAGACACGUCCGGUCAGCCCAGCACAGCACCUGAGCGUGAAGAAGCUUGAGGAGAUGUACAACAAAAUGGGGAAGACCCAAUCCCAGCCCAACCUGAAUAGCAAGGAGAAGCCGCCCAUGUCCAGAGUGUCAAAGAUAAGAGACGAGAUCGAGAUGGGCACCAUACCGACGGACCGUGACCGCGACCGCAACCGCAUCCCAACGUGUGCGGAGGGCGUGACGGACAUGCGUAGCAUCUCCAGCAUCGACAGCUUCAUCAGCUGCGGGACCGACUUCCUGGACAGCUCCCGCUUUUCACAGAGCCCCGUCAACCACCCUCCCGGCAAGGUCAGCGCCAACCCCGGCCUGGAGACCACCUUGGAGCACCAUGCCGAGUCCACGUCAAGCCCGGCAACGUCCACGAAGCAGUUCGCCACCAAGUCGGACGGCAGCCGGCACGGCCUGCUGUCAUCGGUGGCAGAGAGCCCCAGGGGAAUCCGUCUGCUGAACCCACUAAAGGGACGCUCGCUCAAGGUCAACUUCCAUGGCGUGGACACUGGUCCCGGAACAACCACAACGUCCUCCUCACAAGCAGGCGGCACCAGUGCACAGCCACUUCUUUCCGACAGCUCCGCCAUGUCAGACCGCUCCGUCCUCAGCCCCGAGGUGUCCAUGUACACCACCGCGAGCACCAGGACGCCUCCCAAGACCCCUGAGCUGCUGCCCGGCGUCUUCACCUUCCAUGACUCCUCCAUCAACAAGUACAUCGACGCAGACACAGACGACGACGACCAUCUCCACGACGGACCCGAUGCCAGUCUCCUCGGCAACGCGGGAGGGCUCCACCAGCGCCAGCGGGCAGCAACAGCCAAUCAUCUGGAGGGUUCUUCUCAGAGGGGGCUGGCCACACAGAAUAGUGUGUUCCCUACGGGGGGAGUAGGUGGGGGCGGAGGAGGGCAGGAGAACCAUGUGACGCAGGGGGAGAGACGGCGUUCCAACACUUACACCAACACUGAAGCCAGCUAA